AUGGUUGACCCAGAACGAAUAUUGGCUAAUGCAUUGGACGACGAAUAUAGCAGUCUUUAUUUGGCAGAUGACAUGAUGUCUUCUCUUGAAGUCUCCUCGGAUGGUCAGGAGGAUGAAAAUAAUGGCAAGGACAGCACACCAACAAAAGACAGAAGAGGGUUGGUGGACCCAACAGUUGAAGUGAUAGAUCUUUUUGCCUCUGGCGAACUGUUAGACAUGAAUGAAGAUUGCAAACUUACCAUUGACACUCAUGUUGCACUGCCGCAGACGCUUUGCACGGACCCGCAGAUUCGUCUUGCAUUGUCAAAAGAGGAUCUCAGUUGUAUACCUCCAUGUUAUACUAUAAUUGAAACUGCGAUUCUUUGUGGUGACAACCCAGAUAAUCCUUUUGACACUUUUGCAAGUACUUUUCGUCAACGAUGUAUCCAGGAAACAAUGAAGGAUCGUUAUGAAUGUAUGUUUUCGUUUGAUGAGUUUCUUGCAAUGCUUGCUCACGUUUGUGCUUGUCCAAUUUCGAGCCUUCUUCCACCCGCAGAAGUUUCUUAUCCCGCAGAACGUUACUUAUCUGACCAACUUCGAAUUCCCAGAUUAAAGCUUGUCAAGUUCAUCGAUCUGAAACGAGUUUCGAUUGCCCGAGUUAAAUUCCUUUUCGACUUGAUUUCAUUCUGGGAUUUCAUGCAUUAUAGUGAAACUGAACUCAUGUUACUUUUAUUUGCCUUUACAAAAAUUUAUGUGGACGAUCUGGCAGACAUUCGUCUAAAAUUGUCAAUUUGUAAAGCUGUUGAUAAUUUUAUUGACGAUUCUGUGGGUGUUCUUCGUGUAGCUAUGAGAUUCCUGUGCGAUGCUCCUGUUCUGAACCGGUGUAGGCUGAUCUGUUUGAGACGCAUUCUGGUGCAUUUCGUGGAACGGGCAGAAUUAGAUCCAGAAGACAGUAAAGUAACAGAGAAGGAACAUUUUGCAGUCAUAGUUGCCUUAUUUGGAGAUUUUCUUCGGAUUUUUGAAAAGAGUCGACAGAAACUAUAUUUAAUGUUUGGGCUUUUAUCGGAAACAAUCGAUUACCACAUAAUACGCUCAGUAGAUGUUGAAAGUGUGGCAAAACUAUUAAGGAACGCUCAUCGAAUGGCUGUUUGUUGGAAAGAGCGGUUGAAACUAUCAUCAAACGUAUUGAAAUACUACAAUCACGAGAAACAUGCUCGUGAAGCUUUGAAGGGUUUAUUCUGCUUUUUCAUUCACUUACACACGCUGAGCGACUUGGCUCAUACAUUUUACUAG
This is a messenger RNA of Enterobius vermicularis (human pinworm), 1272 nucleotides long. The record is from the annotation of a GenBank genome assembly. Lineage: Eukaryota; Metazoa; Nematoda; Chromadorea; Rhabditida; Oxyuridae.